Messenger RNA from Knipowitschia caucasica, 1182 nucleotides. NCBI's taxonomy places the organism in Eukaryota, Metazoa, Chordata, Actinopteri, Gobiiformes, Gobiidae. The record is from the annotation of a GenBank genome assembly.
AUGGCCGACAUAUACAUCCGCGUGGCCGAGGAGGAGAACGAAGAGCCAAUGGAGAUCCCCUCUGAGGACGACGGGACGGUACUGCUGUCCUCGGUGGCUGCGCAGUUCCCCGGAGCUUGUGGCCUACGCUACCGUAACCCCGAGAGCCAGUGCAUGAGGGGGGUCCGCCUGGUUGAAGGGGUCCUGCACGCACCAGAGAACGACUGGGGGAGCCUGGUCUACGUGGUCAACUACCCUAAAGAUAAUAAAAGAAAGAUGGAAGAAAUAGAUGCUGCGUCAGCUGUGAAAGUCAAAAGAGGUUUUCAAAAGACCUCAGAUCUAAUUGUUCUUGGGUUGCCAUGGAAGACAUCAGAACAAGAUUUAAAGGACUACUUCAGCACCUUUGGAGAAGUUAUCAUGGUGCAGAUCAAAAGAGACACGGCCACUGGAAACUCUAAGGGCUUUGGUUUUGUCCGUUUCACUGACUAUGAAACACAAACUAAAGUUAUUGCUCAAAGACAUAUGAUCGAUGGGCGAUGGUGUGACUGCAAACUCCCCAACUCAAAGACUUCUCCUGAUGAACCCACACGGUGUAGAAAAAUCUUUGUGGGUCGCUGCACAGAUGACAUGACCCCUGAAGAGCUGAGGCAGUACUUCUCGCAGUUUGGAGAAGUCACUGACGUGUUCAUUCCAAAGCCUUUCAGAGCCUUUGCCUUUGUCACCUUUGCAGAUGACCAGGUUGCUCAGGCCUUGUGUGGGGAGGACUUGAUCAUCAAAGGAGUUAGCGUUCACAUCUCAAAUGCAGAGCCCAAACACGCCAAUAGGCCAAUGAUGGAUCGCGGUCGCUAUGGGGGAGCGGGUGGCUUCAAUAAGGGCUAUGGCAGUAACCGUGGUGGGAUGGGUGGUGGUAGUGGAGGGGUAAACUUUGGGGCUCUGGGUCUCCCCCCUGCUAUGGUGGCAGCUGCUCAGGCUGCAUUACAGAGCAGCUGGGGUGUGAUGGGCAUGUUGGCCAGUCAACAGGGCCUGACCACUACUGCUGGCUCUGCUGCUACCACACAGACCUAUAGCUCUGGCAGCACCAGCUUCAGCAACCCCAAUACGGCCUCCCUGGGCUGGACUGGGGCCACCAAUACACCUUCUGCAGGUAGCUUCAACUCAGGCUUCACCUCCAUGGACUCAAAGUCGUCUAACUGGGGAAUCUAG